Molecule: messenger RNA, 1819 nt
Organism: Harpia harpyja (harpy eagle)
Lineage: Eukaryota; Metazoa; Chordata; Aves; Accipitriformes; Accipitridae
Exons: 8
Coding region: 117-764 (215 amino acids)
Source: RefSeq, a predicted model, not a curated record
UUUUUCUUCUUGCAGGGUCUCCUUUGAAAGAUGGUGUUCUAGUUAAGCAGGCGCUCAAACUCCUUUACAACAAUGUGUCACUAUACAGGAAUCCUAAAUGCUGGAGUUCCCUCAUCAUGAUCUUGGGUAGUAGCAAUUUGCUGGAAAAAAGUGGGCACCUACAUCCCCUAUGCCUGAAAGAGCCACCGCUUGACUUCCAAAAGGGGGUGCUCGCUGCCAGUGGCGGCCUUUUGGAGGAACUGAAGUCAAAAAUUAAUGUUUCUUUACCACCUGCUAUUUUGUCUCCUCAUUUGCACCAUGAGGCUUGUCUUAUUCUCGCAGUGCAAGCAGUACAACAGAUGCUUUUUUGUGAUCUUCCAUACUUGACUUCCUUCUUAGAGAUAGCCCUGGCUUUUGGGAAUAACUUUUGGGCUCUGAGGCUGUUACUGGACCAUCUUUCCUACGAAGAACAUGUUCUCCAUGGCACUGUCAACCUGAUUUUGAGAGAUCUAAAUCGUCAGAAAGCAACAAUGCUAAAACUGUGGCAAAACCUCGGUCCCCAGUAUGUGGGUGAAUUCCUUUGCCUGUUCCUGACUUGCAGACAUAAGAAGAUGCAAUCCAUUGGCCUGUUCACUCUGAAUAUUAUUACAGAGAACCUGCAUAUGUGUCCAUGGGCAAAGCAUCUUUGCAACUUCUUUCACAAUGCAGGAUUAAGGCACCUGCCCCUUGGCACUGCAGCUCAUCAUGAAGUCUCAAAGUUCAUAAACAUUUUUGAAAAACUGUAAUUUGGCAAAAUCUUCAGGAAUAUUUUCCAAUUUGUCUUAAUCUGAGAAAUCUCUUCCUGGAGUCCCCUGUGUUCUGCUUUGGUUGUCAUCUCCAAAAACAUUCAGCUAAAAACUGACUUCAUACAAAUCCAAAAACGAGCUCCUAGGUUAAGAUGUUGAACAGUGGCUGUAUUUCAGCAGACGUGUUUGGGAAAUUUCCUUUCUUGUAGGUCCCUGUAUUAAGCAGUUUAAUUUUAAAGAAGUGGCAGGUUUAAGUUUGGUUGUUUUUUUUUUUUUUAAAAAAACCAGUCCACAGAGAGAUGCUGAUGAGGGGUGUGGGAGGAAUGAGGGGAGAGAAACACAGAUGAAGUAGAAAGCACCACAAGUCUUUACUUCUGUUGUGUUGCACAGCUGUGCUGUGGGCAAGAUGUCUGCAGCAGAACAACUGCUGAGCACGCUAAAGUUUUUUAAAAAAGGAAAAGUGCCACUUCACAGGUGUACAACAGUAUGCAUUAAAAUGCUGUUUGCACACCCUCUUUUAUUUAGUGUAUAAUUCUAAAAAGUAAACCACUCUUGAGGCUGAAGGACAUUAACUGAAGCUUUCUUACUUGCUUGAAGAAACCAGAUUCAGGAAGGCCUAAUGCAGUAAAUAGCUUUGUUUGUAAAUAAAAAACUCUAGUUUUCAGGGUCUUCCAGUUAUGGGGCUUUGUUUUUAUUUUCUGCAGUGGGUGACUGUUAGACUGGUGCUGAUGGCUCUCUGGGUUUCUCAAAUCCUUAUUAUAGUGAUAAGUUUCAGAGUUCACUUCUGAACUGUGGAGGUAGAAAUAGAGAAAUAUUUCUAGCCUGGUUUAUACUCUUUUUUUUUUUUUUGCCCCACUACAAUACCUGUCUGCAUUGGUUUGGCAGUCAGGGGAAAAAGAAUCUUAAUAUGUGAUGAACUGUAUUUUGCACAUUUAGGGCUUUCAGUGGCUUUUGCAGCUUUUGUUAUCCUAAAUAAGCUAUACUAUUAUUCAAGUUUUCUACAAAAGCGUACAUGUAUCUAAAUCAAGACAAUGUUAAGUAAAACUCUGUAGAAA